CCGCCUUCUUAAAUCACUACACCCGCCCGCGCGCACUAAAAUCUCACCAUCAGCUCUCUCAACAGAAAAACACAAUCCCUAAUCUCACACUGAAAAUGUCGUCGUGGAAAAUAUUCUCCGACUCCGGAAACAAUUUCCGAUGGGAAGUCACCGGCCAAAUCAUACACACGAAACCCGAACCUAAACAAAGCGGAGCCCUAAUCCCACCUUCCAGCUCCAAAACUCACCUCCCUUCCAUGGCCGAUCUCUUACUCCAAGGAUGUCCGAAACUUCUAGAGAACGGAAAUGCACCGAUUUUCCGCACAGGAUCAGGGAAAUCGGUUGCGUUAAAGCAGUCUUCGAUUGCGAAAGCGUUAUCUGUCCUCAGAGACGAUGAUGAUGCAGCUUGUGGGGGAGAGAAUGAAUUUAGUUUUUCGAAGCUUCGCAAAAAAGGGAAUGAAGAUAAUGGAAAUGCACCAAUUUUCCAUACAGGAUCAGGGAAAUCGGUUGUACUGAAACAAUCUUCGAUUGCAAAGGCGUUGUCUGUUUUUGGUGAUGAUGAUGGAUAUUCUGGCUAUCCAGGUGAAGUGCAUGGUAGAAAUAACGAACCUUGUUUCUCUAAUUCUCUUUUCCAUACUGGAUCUGGGAAAUCAGUUGAUAUAUCUUCUGCUGGUUUGGUUAGAGCGAAGAGGUUGUUGGGAGUGGAGGAAGAAAAUUAUAGUUCUAAUUUUCAAGGAUUUAAAUGUCCAAGGAAAUCUUCCACUGUCAAUGAGCAAUUUGGGUGGCGGGAUGUAACGCAUUCAGGGACGAAAGUCAGUAUGAAAAAUAAUGGGGUUAUUGGUGAUGAUUUGCCAGCUCCAAUGUCUUCUUUAGUUUCUAAGACUGUUAUUUUAGAAAGUGAAUUGACGAAGGAGGUCAAUACAAACUUGUUGGAACCUGAAAUACAAAAACCACCUCCAAUUAAAUUCCAUACUGCCGGUGGAAGAUCCCUAUCUGUUUCCAGUGAGGCAUUGAAACGUGCAAGGAGUCUUCUUGGUGACCCAGACCUAGGAACUUUCUUAAAUGAGGGAGAUGCAGUUGAUCAGGGCCUCUCAGUUUUUGAAGAUAGCGGAUUUGGUGAUGCUUCAUCAAACAAGGAAAAUGGUUUUUACUCUGCUUUUACCCAUCCUAGAGCCUCAAGUAAACAUAUCUCAAAAACUUUCAUUUCAACUCUUAAAUCAUCUGCAAACCAUGUCCAGUCAUCUAUUAAUCCAAAAAAUGUUAUUUCGGGGAGUAACUUGAUAAAGAAAUUUGAUGCUGUUCACAAUGACAGCAUCUGCAAAGUUAGAAACAACGCAACUCAUGUACAGAAGCUUGUAAGGAAUGGGCUCUGUACAUCUGCUACAAUGGUUGCUAAUUCUCUGGAUAAAGUUACUGGCUCAAGGAUGAAUUCACUUCAAAGGACUAGCUCCAAGAUGAAUCCACUUCAAAAGCCAUUGUGUGCCCCGUUGCCUGAUAUUUCAAAUACAAUUGGCACAGCUUACUCAAAUAAUGGACAAGCUAAUGGAGAGAAGAGGAAACUUGGAAGAGGGAUUUCUAUUUCUCCAUUUAAAAAGCCCCGCAGUUCCAAAUUCACCACCCCUUUGAACGGGAAUGUCUCAUCUGUUCCCAGUGGUUUAUCUACUGUAUCAUAUGAAAGUUCCAGCUGUAGAAGAAAAGUUUCCACUAGAUAUCCUUUCCAGGUUCCUAGAAUAUAUAUCAAGGAAUACUUUGGAGGCCAUUUAUCAGAUAAGCACCUGUCGGAGUACUUUACAGAUCAAUUAAGACAGAUCAAGUCAAAUAAUGCAGAUAAGUACAUGUUUUGUGAUGAAUCUGGCCGAGAUAGCAUAGGAGCUGAAGCAUUCUAUGACAUGUUACUUCAGUCUGGAGCUUUGUCACAAUAUGCUUCUAAAGAGUGGGUUAUAAAUCAUUACAAGUGGAUAGUUUGGAAACUUGCAUGUUAUGAGAGAUGCUGCCCAGAAAAAUCUGCUGCAAAAUUUUUGUCAGUCUCCAAUGUGCUUGAGGAAUUGAAGUACAGAUAUGAAAGAGAAGUAAAUCAUGGCCAUCGAUCUGCAAUUAAGAGAAUUCUGGAAGGGGACGCACCACCUUCUUCAAUGAUGGUUCUGUGCAUUUCUUCCAUCUACUUCGGUUGUGAACCAAAGGUAGAGGUUCCUUCAGUGGCAUCGGACGGGGCUGAACAUAGUAAUGCUGCAAAACUGGAACUGACUGAUGGGUGGUAUUCAGUGGAUGCGCUUCUGGAUAUAUCACUUUCAAUGCAUCUGGAUGCUGGGAAACUGUUUGUGGGACAGAAACUUCGAAUAUGGGGAGCAGGAUUAUGUGGCUGGGCUGGUCCUGUGUCAUCCUUCAAGGCAUCGAAGACUGUUAGUUUGUCAUUGCAUAUAAAUGGGACUUAUAGAGCUCACUGGGCUGAUCGAAUGGGAUUCUGUAAGGGAAUUGGUGCUCCUUUGGCUUUUAGGUGCAUCAAGAGUAAUGGUGGUCCUGUCCCUUGGGUGUUAGUUGGAGUCACACGGGUUUACCCUGUUCUAUACAAGGAUAAUAAUGGCAGCAGAACUAUUGUGAGAUCAGAGAGAAUGGAGGCUAAAGUGGUGCAAUUGAAUAACCAGAGGCGUUCAGUUAUUAUAGAGGGUAUUGUUUCUCAGUUUCAAAGAGGGAUGAAAAGUUCUAACAUAUAUACUGAUAUUGAUAGUGAAGAAGGAGCUAAAAUUUUUAAAAUUCUUGAGACAUCAGCUGAGCCAGAAGUACUAAUGGCAGAGAUGAGUCCACAGCAACUAGCAUCAUUUGCGUCUUAUCAAUCAAAACUAGAGGCGUCAAGGCAACUGGACAUGGAGAAAGCAAUUGGGAAAGCUUUACAGGAUGCUGGCUUAGGGGAGAGAGAAGUGACCCCAUUUAUUAGGGUCAGGGUAGUUGGGUUAACUAAUUAUCAAGAAAAGGGCGCCGGCGCCCCUAAAGAAGGCUUAAUAACAAUUUGGAAGCCGACUGAGAAGCAGAAAAGUGAUCUUGUCGAGGGGCAGGCUUAUGCUGUAGCAGGACUAUUACCCGUGAGUUCUGAUUCAAAUACACUUUACUUGCAAGCAGGAGGAUCUACAACCAAAUGGCAACCUUUAUCUUCCCUGGCAAUGCAACAGUUUCAGCCAUUUUUCAGCCCUCGAGUACCAGUAUUGUUGUCAAAUUUGGGUGAAGUUCCUCUUUGUCGUGAAUUUGACAUUGCUGCACUUGUGUUGCACGUGGGAGAUAUUUAUACAGCUGCUCAGCAAAAGAAACAGUGGGUGUUUGUGACUGAUAGCUCCAUUUCUAGAUUUGAUUUAGAGGAUACGUCAAAGUCCUUAUUGGCCAUCAGCUUCUGCUCACCAUACAUGGAUAACGAUUCAUUUACACCAAUCAACUACAAUCUUGCUGGAUCCACAAUUGGCUUGUGUAAUCUCAUCAAGAGAGCAAAGGACGAAACAUAUCAUCUCUCGAUAGCUGAAGCAACAGAAAAUUCGAUCUAUUCUUUGAGUUUUGAUUCCUCCAAUUUUUUGCACCUUAAAAAUGCUGCUGCCUCUACUCGAAGCUGGGCCAAGACCUCUACCUCGAUUAUUAAUAAACUUAAGGAGAGGGUUUUAUUUAUUAUUGGUGAUUGAAAAGGCUAGAAGUUGGAAGGGGACACUAUGAACUGACAAAUGCAGAAAAGGAUUUCAGAAUACUGCUAGUGAGAAAGACCCUCAGCAUUAUUUUUGGGUAUGAUACUGGUUUGGGGUUCACAUGCAUUCCAUGUUUUUGAAUUAAUCACAUUCUCGAAGCAGAUUUUUGCUACACCACCACGGGUUGAGCAGCUGAAGUUCUCCAGGAGAGAUCUGUAAAUAUCAAUCGUGCAAGGUUGUCAUGUAUGGCUCCAUCACUCCUAUCGGCUUUUGUUAAUGCUCAAUGUUGAGUACAGUGGAUGGGGAAGGGCUUGAGUUAAGCAUCUCGGAAUUGGUUAGCAUUCACCACCGGAUGGAGAUGGUCUGUACACAUGGCAACAUUUUUGGUAUAGUGUACGAUAUAUAAAUGCAACUGAAACAUCUAUGUAAAUAAUUAAGAACCAAUAAUGUUUGGUUCAGAGCCCAUGUAAUGUCAGAACUCAAUUUGAUAUGCUGCGUUAUAAAGUUGAAGAAACUACAU
This is a messenger RNA of Populus euphratica (Euphrates poplar), 4158 nucleotides long. RefSeq names its product protein BREAST CANCER SUSCEPTIBILITY 2 homolog B-like. The transcript is spliced from 21 exons. Bases 96 to 3638 code for a protein of 1180 amino acids. The record is from RefSeq and is a predicted model, not a curated record. Gene Ontology annotation, biological process: double-strand break repair via homologous recombination; regulation of DNA-templated transcription. NCBI's taxonomy places the organism in Eukaryota, Viridiplantae, Streptophyta, Magnoliopsida, Malpighiales, Salicaceae.